AUGAAGAUUUUAUUUAUUUUACUUUUUCUGUGCGGUCAGUUUUUUGGAGGUUUAUCUGGAAUGCAAGUUUGUUCUUUUCAGAAUUAUCCAUAGUCUUUGGCCGUUGUCCCGAUCAUUCCUUUAUUGGAUGUAUGCUAAGGCUCAAGGCUCAGAGAGUUCCAAUUGAGAAAAACAUUUUGAGUUUGGUUUUCGGAAUUGGAACAGAAGCACGCUUGUUGCACACUUGCAAGUGAGCACUGUCUUUUUAUUAUACCCCUGUGAAAAAACUAUUUUUAUAGAGUUUACUCAUCUACUCUGCCUUGUUUUCAAGAGAAAAUCAGAGAGUGUGGCGAUGAGAAGCAGAAAAGAGUGCUCAAUGAAGUUUCGAAAACUAUCAUGUAUCUGUGCUCCCCAUUCAGCAUGAAACGACAAAGGUGAGUUAUUUCAUUGGUUCGUUGUGAGAAAGACCAAAAACUGUCACAUUCCACAAGAAAAAGCAAAAAUCAGAGCUUAACAAAGAAAACCGUGAAUGAAACCAAAACAAUGCAGUUCUUCUCGCGAACUGAUCUAAUCCUCACUCUUUGAACUGACCAGACCAGUGUCAAUUGUAACCACACUAUUUGUUUCAAUCUAUUUUGGUUGUCCAAGCAUUUACGUGACCCCCGAAUUACUAUCCUUCGGCAACGUUUGCAUAAGGUCUUUCUUGCCCUGAAAACCUGUUUUUCUCGGAUUAGACAAGCCAAGCCGUCGGCCAAUCAGGCUGAUUUCUGCGAAAAGCAAAAACAAGGGGAAUCAGAAGAGCAUGGGGGAAAGAGAUGCGAACGCAAGCACUUGAGAGGUGUCAACUCAAAUAAGCACAGUAUUCGAACUGUUUGUUUAAUAAUGUGAAAAUGUCUUCCGCUAUUUUCAAUGGAUGUCUGGGUGAAGGUAAAGAACGAGAGCGUUCCGGAUACCAAAUAAAGCGCAGCUCUCCCUCUCUUUCUCCAAGAUCAAGUUCAAUCUCAGAUCUGUCAUAGAGCAUCAAAAAUGCAUCUCCGCAGUUCUUUCGCUUCCGGCAAGUACUGGAUGUCAGUUGGAGGAUCACGAGUAUGGAAAACAAGUUCUGGCUUGCAAGUGAGACACUUACCGCCGUAAUCUUGAAAGUUAUAAAAAAUGUUUCAGGAAAGAAUGCAAUGCGCGUGGAUCCGAUUUUAUUUGCAUGAUGCGAACGUGGAUUGCUGAACAGAACACCUGCACUUUGAAGGAUAUCGACCGUACUUGUAAUUCCAAGAAUAGCUAUAAACGUGCUUUUGCAGAGAAAUGUGGGGCUGAAGCUGCUGCACUAUUCCAAGAACUUCAGACAACUAUUUUUGAGCCCACGUAUCCAGUUGUUUGCAACUAUCAAAACGGUAAAAAGCUCUUCAGGCGUUGAAAACGAACCAAAGUUGUUCAGAUACCAUGAUUCCGGAUCAAGGCAAAACUUCGCAUUUGAAAGAAAAGAAAAUCAAAACCCAAUACCGAAAACCUGUAAGUUUUACUUUCUCCGAGACAAUCACAUAUAUUUCCCAACUUUUGCAGAUUCAAAAGUCAAAGACUGAGAUUCAGGAGCACGCAUUCGUGCUCACUUCGCCAUCGACUCUAUCCACUGCCGAUAACAUUUACAUUGCUCCGCCCGACCAAGUUCAACCCAGUGUUUACAUGCGUCCGCAGAAACCGAACUUGUCGGCAAAUUUGACCAACAACACCGUCUCUUUGUAUCCAACUCAGGAAGAAAUGCAAGAGAAGGCGAGCAUUUGGAAGAAAGGAGGUUACGGACAGAAAGUGCAAUACAACAAAGAGCACUGGAGACAAAAAACUACAUCGGGUAAGAUGAAAAAAACGGACAAUGGAGCCGGAAAGUGCGUUUUUUGCAGGUGAAUUCGUUUUCACAACGCAACAUCCUCUGUUCACAACAACCGAAUUGGGAGCGACACCUCGACGCCAUAAAGUGAUCGACAUUCUGAAGAGUCUGAUCCCUCCGAACCUUCCUUCCCAGCUGACUGCUCUGCUAGAGAACAGUUACGACAAAGAAACGUUCCCUGAAAUUCAUAGCUACAACACGCCUGCAGUGUCUCCAGAAACUGAAGCACCCACCACUCAGCAAGGUACUAAAAGCAUGAGAGAAUUACUUGCAUCUGAAUUUGGCAUUUCUUUUCCAGUUGUUUUCCAACCCGAAAUAGUCACGAUUGCUCCGAAAACAUCCAUGAUACCUCCGCAACCCAUAAAAAUAUCUUAUCGACCUGUGAACCAAAACCAAAACCCGACUACAACCCAGCCUGUCGUUUAUUAUCAACUGCCCACGCAACCUGCAAUGUCUACGAAAUGGAAACCGUGGUAUUUGGGCGGUGCGUGA
Caenorhabditis sp. 36 PRJEB53466 is the source of this 2350-nucleotide messenger RNA. Lineage: Eukaryota; Metazoa; Nematoda; Chromadorea; Rhabditida; Rhabditidae. The record is from the annotation of a GenBank genome assembly.